Molecule: messenger RNA, 1128 nt
Organism: Tachysurus fulvidraco (yellow catfish)
Lineage: Eukaryota; Metazoa; Chordata; Actinopteri; Siluriformes; Bagridae
Product: apolipoprotein A-I-like
Exons: 4
Coding region: 124-891 (255 amino acids)
Biological process (GO): reverse cholesterol transport; cholesterol biosynthetic process; high-density lipoprotein particle assembly
Cellular component (GO): extracellular region; chylomicron; high-density lipoprotein particle
Molecular function (GO): cholesterol binding; phosphatidylcholine-sterol O-acyltransferase activator activity; phospholipid binding
Source: RefSeq, a predicted model, not a curated record
CAUUUCUCUCUACAGUAUAUAUACUGACUACUAAGCCAGACCUGCACACACACACACACACACACACACACACACACACACGCACACAGCUGGCCUCUGAGAGAGCAGACACAAGCAAGAAUUAUGAAGCUCUUUUUGGUACUAUUUCUGACUGUAUUUACAGGCUGCCAAGCCAACUUGUUCUAUGCUGAUGAGCCCAAACCACAGCUGGAGCAACUGACUGAUGCUUUCUGGGACUAUGUUGCCAAGGCAACACACACUGCUGAGGAAUCACUGAAAAUGAUUAGAGAGUCUCAACUGGGCCAGGAAGUCAACUCUAGAAUUACAGAAGGUGCCAAUGUGGCCAGUCAGUAUGCUGUCACUCUCCAGAAACAAGUCAACCCUCUGGCCCAGGACUUCAUGACCAUAAUCAGCAAGGAGGCUGAAGUUCUGAAGGAACGUCUCGAGCAGGAUCUGACCACUGUGAGGGACAAACUGGAGCCCUAUGCUGAUGACCUGAAGACCCAAAUUCAGCAGAAAGUGGAGGAUCUGAGAGUAGCCGUGGCUCCCUAUGCCGAGUCCUUCGACUCUGAAGCUCUGAAAACUACUGUGCUGCAGAAGACAGAGGAGAUCAGAGGAAGUCUGGAGGAGAAAGUGAAGGAGCUGCAGUCUCAGCUGGAGCCCUAUACUGAUGAACUCAGGCAGAAAGUAGAUCAGCAUCUGCAGGAAUUCCAGAAAACCGUGGCUCCUCUGACUGAAGAUCUUCAGGCCAAGGUUGCUGAGAGAGCUGCUUUGGUUCAACAGGGUCUGGCUCCCUAUGCUGAGGACCUGAGAGAGAAACUGGACCCCUACGCCCAGAACCUGAAGGACCAGCUCACCGCUCUUUAUGAGUCCUACAUCAAAACCAACUAAAUAGCACAAAAAUAACUUUUCACUCUAUUUGCACAAGACAAUCCCAUUAUUUCCACAGUCUCUAUAAUAGGCUUAUUAUCUCACAAAAUAUAAAAAACAAUCAAACUUUUCUCCUGACAUCAGCAUCGGAACAUUAAUAUCAUAACAUAUCUAUGAAUUAAUAUUAUGCUGUUAAAGCACUGUUUGUUCCUGUGAACAAUUUUAUAAAUAAAAUCAUGGCUUGUAUAACUAAAGCAA